Tripterygium wilfordii is the source of this 1999-nucleotide messenger RNA. RefSeq names its product E3 ubiquitin-protein ligase At1g63170. The transcript has 5 exons. Gene Ontology annotation, molecular function: zinc ion binding. The record is from RefSeq and is a predicted model, not a curated record. Lineage: Eukaryota; Viridiplantae; Streptophyta; Magnoliopsida; Celastrales; Celastraceae. Bases 352 to 1674 code for a protein of 440 amino acids.
CAAGCAAUGGAACUCGAAAGCCGACUCUUAUCUUUCCUUUAAAGAAAACAACGAAAGCGACUCCCACGACGCACGACACCGUUUUAGGCUGCGUUGAUCCUUCAUUCCUCAGCUCUGAGCCCUUAUCGGCUCUCUUUUGCUCCCAAUUUGCUAUUCGAAGUGGAGAUCGUUAGCUUAUUCGCUUCUUGUUAUGCAGAGUAAUUUAAGGUUAUUAAUAUCACUUGACAAGUCCUUAGGGAGCGAAAAACAGUGGUUUUGAGUCUUUUGACACGUGAUCUUAGUGUGUGAAGGUGAUAAUUUUGUGCUGUAAUUCUAUGCUUUCGUCAGCUUCAGCGACAUUCGUGGACUUAGAUGGAUGUUUCCUCCUUGGAAAUACAUUCUGAAAGUCAAACAGAUUCUUAUCCAUUAUUAAUGGACCGGGCGGAGAACCUUGACAAUAGUGAACAUGUUGUUAUUGACAUACAAAGAACUACCGAUAGUUCAUUGUUGACCACUUCUCCGGAUAGGACUUCUAAUGUCUUGGAUACAUCGCAGCACGAAGACAGACCUUCAAGUAGUGCAAGAACACCCAUUCAUCAGCCUUUAACACCUUCUUCUAAUAGUUCAAACUCACGAAACCCCUCAUUCAUCGGGAGACGGGAAACUCGUCGUCGUAUGAGUCCGUUGAAUUCUGGGUUAUGGAUUUCUGUUGAACUAGCUCUUACAGUGAGCCAGAUUGUUGCAGCUGUUGUUGUUUUAUCUUUGUCAAGGCAUGAGCACCCACGGGCGCCAUUAUUUGAAUGGAUUAUUGGUUAUGCAUCUGGAUGUGUUGCGACCCUCCCUCUCCUUUAUUGGCGUUAUCGUCACCGUAAUCUGGUUUCAGGGCAAGACUCAGCACAACCUCGUCAAAGUUCCCCGCAUAUAAACGUUCCUGCGGGACCCUUCUCCCUCUCAGUGACAAGGACUUCAGAGGGGGAAGAUCAUCGGAGUGCUGUUGUGCCCCCUAGAGGUGAUCAUGAUUAUGGGGCACUGAAUGCAAGACUCAAGGUGCUGGUGGAAUACUUUAAAAUGGCUCUGGAUUGCUUCUUUGCGGUUUGGUUUGUAGUUGGCAAUGUCUGGAUUUUUGGAGGGCAUUCAUCUGCCUCUGAGGCUCCAAACUUGUACAGGAUAUGUCUAUUGUUUCUUACUAUUAGCUGCAUCGGGUAUGCCAUGCCUUUCAUCUUGUGUGCCACAAUCUGUUGCUGCUUGCCAUGUAUAAUUUCUGUUCUUGGGUUUAGAGAGGAUCUGGGACAGACCAGAGGGGCCACACCAGAAUCAAUAGAUGCUUUACCAACAUACAAGUUUAAGGUGAAGAAAAAUAGACAUACUGAUGAUAGAGGUGGUAGUUCAAGUGCCAGUGAUGGUGGAGUUGUGGCGGCAGGAACAGAUAAAGAGCGCAUAAUAUCUGGAGAAGAUGCGGUUUGUUGCAUUUGUUUGGCAAAAUAUGCUAACAAUGAUCAGCUGAGGGAGUUACCUUGUUCACAUUUUUUCCACAAGGAAUGCGUGGACAAGUGGCUGAAGAUCAAUGCCUUGUGCCCACUCUGCAAGAAUGAGGUUGGAGAAAGCGUUUUGGGCUCGCAUGGCUCCAGCUCCAGCUCCAGCCACAGACGUGUUGAGAAUAGAGUGGGCAAUGGCUUAGCCGGCACUAUGUUUUGAUUUUAUUAUAGGCGCGAAUCCGAGUAUAUUUGUGUGAAGUGCUACUACUUUGAUGAUCCUCAGGGAUGGAUGAAUAUAUGACAGAACAAUGCUCAUCCCUGCAACUGUUCCAGUUCAUUUUCUUUCCACAGGGUGAGCUGUAGCUAUGUAGAUACCACGGCAAUUGCCUUUACAAGUUCUGUAUAAGCUAGGAAUUGUCUUUCAAUGGCGGCAUCAUAUGUUCAUGUGGAGGUUUAGGAACAGGACAAUGCAAAUUGAGUAAGCAAUAAUGAUCGUGUUGGUGAUGCCAAUUGGAAUGAUUAGUACAAUUACCUCCUCUUUUUUU